AAAUACUACCCCCGCUGAUCACGACCGAUACCCGAUCAGGCUAGAGACGAGGGAUCUUAUGUCAGUCCACGAUCAGACCCUGAACACUCGAUUCGCGUACGGGAGUAAGACGAUGAGCGACUGCUGUCGACAAGUUCAUUUCUCCUGGAAUACCGCCUCGAAACAACCUCCUUUCAACUCUUAAUCCUUCGAACUACCGUCCUGUUCAAUCCCAUGUACAAAUGAAACCUAGCAAGUGCGGCGCUGCGAUUCCCCUUGACAACCGCUCGUCCACUCCGCAACCUUCUAGCGGCCGCACGAGUCGCUCCAUCACUCCCCUUCGCACCGCCUAUGGUCCAUCCCCCCUCCAAUAACCCGUCACCAUGCGGCGCGGCCUCGCGCUCUUCCUCCUGGUCAACGUCGCCAUCAUCUUCUUCCUGGUCGGCCAGGUGUGGACGCUACUGAGCCUCCUCGUCGUCGACGGGUCGCAGGAUGCCAUCUCGCGCGCGGAGUUGCCCGCGCCGAACUCGAGCCUGAUCGACGGGCGAAGGCAGUUGAUUCCGAAGAUUAUACAUCAGACGUAUAAGAAUGAGACGAUUCCGGAGGUGUGGAAGGAGGCGCAGCGGAGUUGUAUUGAGCUGCAUCCGGAUUACGAGUAUAAGCUAUGGACCGAUGAUUCUGCACGGGAGUUUAUAGUAGCCGAAUAUCCUUGGUUCCUCGAUACCUGGGACGGCUACCCUUUCAACAUCCAGCGCGCCGACGCCAUCCGAUAUUUUAUAUUAUCACAUUUCGGCGGCAUAUACAUCGACUUGGAUGAUGGCUGCAACCGACGAUUAGACCCCCUCCUCUCCUACAGCGCCUGGCUCCGACGCACCCUGCCCACCGGCAUUAGCAACGAUGCUAUGGGCUCCGUGCCGCAGCAUCCCUUCUUCCUCCGCGUCAUCGACAGCCUCUCGAAAUACAAUCGCAGCUGGUUCCUCCCAUACAUCACCGUGAUGGCGAGCACGGGGCCGUUGUUCCUGAGCGUCAUGUGGCGACACUAUAACAACGACGACCCGGUUGGCGAUGAUCGCAUCCGCAUCUUGUUCCCAGACGAGUACAAAGAUCAUGUGUGGAGCUUCUUCGUGCAUAAUGUAGGGAACAGCUGGCAUGAGAAGGAUGUGCAGUUCAUUAUGUGGCUGAGAAGCAACUGGUUACUUGUGACCAUCUUCGGUUUCGUCAUCGCUGGCUUUGCUUUCUCCGGGUCAUAUUGGCUCUACCGACGAUGGUGCCUAGGCGGAUAUGGAUCCGGACCCGGAUCCCCGCGAAAGCGAUAUCAUCCGAAUUCAAGGUCGUUUCUUCGACGACUACCCAUCCUACGCUAUUUCAGUAAGGGUGAUAGAGCGGGCUCCUACGAGCUUUUGGAUCGACGAGAUGUAUGAGCACCCCUAAUUCUAAUAGGGGAAUCCUUGGAGUACAAAGUUAGUCGGAUUCUGGCGCAGGAUACAUUUCUUGGAACGGUCAGCGUCGGAUACUCGAUAUAUCAACAUCACAUGGGUGGCGUUU
Molecule: messenger RNA, 1524 nt
Organism: Eremomyces bilateralis CBS 781.70
Lineage: Eukaryota; Fungi; Ascomycota; Dothideomycetes; Eremomycetales; Eremomycetaceae
Exons: 5
Coding region: 363-1400 (345 amino acids)
Biological process (GO): mannosyl-inositol phosphorylceramide biosynthetic process
Molecular function (GO): mannosyltransferase activity
Source: RefSeq, a predicted model, not a curated record